Molecule: messenger RNA, 1056 nt
Organism: Nematolebias whitei (Rio pearlfish)
Lineage: Eukaryota; Metazoa; Chordata; Actinopteri; Cyprinodontiformes; Rivulidae
Gene: arhgef39
Product: Rho guanine nucleotide exchange factor (GEF) 39
Exons: 10
Biological process (GO): positive regulation of cell migration
Cellular component (GO): plasma membrane
Molecular function (GO): guanyl-nucleotide exchange factor activity
Source: RefSeq, a predicted model, not a curated record
GGAGUAAAGGAGGCCAUCUUUGUGAAAAGAAAUUGUCCAUCAUUAAACAGAUCUCUGCUGGUCCAUUUGGAGAAUGGCUACUUGAUGAAAGGCCUGGACCAGCUCUGUUCACAUUUGCACUUUUAUCAUAAAUAUGUCGACAACAUCUACAACGCCAAAACAAUGCUUGAGAUCCAGCUGAAGAAAAACAAGGCCUUCAUACGUUUCAAGAAACUACAAGAAGCUCGACCGGAGUUCAACAACCAAAAGCUGGAGGACUUACUUCGAACGCCCCUUCAGCGAAUAAAGCAAUAUAAUCAUUUUCUACAAGACUUGACUGGAAACACGAGUCCACAGAGCCCAGACUUUGAGCAGCUGUCAAGGGCUACAGCUGCAGUGUCUGAGGUGUCCCAGCGCAUCCACGACAAUACUCAACGGCACGAGAACCACCUGCAGCUUUGCCGAGUACAGAAACUGCUGAAAGGGCGAAAAACGAAGGUGUUGGCUGCAGGACGGUGGUUCAUCCGUGAGGGCUGGCUAAAGACUGUUCCUGCCAAAGGCACAGAGGCAAAGCCCAGGAUGUUCUUCUUGUUCUCGGACAUGCUGCUGCAGGCCAAGCGCUGCAGCCCACUGCAUCCCACCAGUGGGCAGAAGUUCGCCGGCCAACACGCCUACCCUCUGCAGGACGCAGCUGUGGAGAAGGUGUUUGGUCACACCACAAGCCAAGGAGGUCUGCUCAGUGUAACCUUCCCCAGAGCCAAACUCCUGCUGAUGUCUACCAACCAGCAGGACCUCAAUGACUGGUACCAGUGCCUGAGCUCAACUAUCAGGAAGCUGCGGUCCAAGCAGACGGUGGUUCUUCAGAGUGAUGAGCUGAGCCGCAGAGCUCUUCGAUUGGCCGUGGACACAAACUGCUGCACACCUGGUACCAAGAGAAACAUGAUCAACUCUGACUCCACUGAGCAUGCUCAGAAGGUCCUGGCUGAGGCCGAGUGCAGCCCCUCGAAGAAGAUGAAGCCGUCUGCUGCUGCAGAGCGCAGCAGUGCAGAAGCCUCCUCCAGCUGUGAGAUCCUCUGA